Sorghum bicolor (sorghum) is the source of this 1513-nucleotide messenger RNA. Its product is annotated as putative F-box/LRR-repeat protein At5g02700. The transcript has 3 exons. NCBI's taxonomy places the organism in Eukaryota, Viridiplantae, Streptophyta, Magnoliopsida, Poales, Poaceae. The record is from RefSeq and is a predicted model, not a curated record. Bases 1 to 1482 code for a protein of 493 amino acids.
AUGCACUUUCUAUUUCUAUUCUGUUUCUUUUCUCGUGGACAUGUGGCAACCUCCUUACUCGGCACACGUGCGCUAGCAGAGGAAGCGACAUACAUAUGUUGGGGCGCGGCGAUCCUCGCCUGCCUCCCGACCACCGCCGCCGCCGCGCGCACCAGCGUCCUCUCCAGCCGCUGGCGCGGCCUGUGGAAAUGCGUCCCGGCGCUCUCUUUCCACGUGGAGCCAAAGGCGCCGCCGGGUGCUUUUUCCUCCACCGCUAACGCCGUCGACGCCGCCCUCGACGCCUACUCUGACUCCGCCGCGCUGAACCGCCUCGCCCUCGACGUGGAUCCGUCAACCCCAGUGCCACGCAUCGCGCACUGGCUGCGCUUCGCAUCGCUGCGCCACGCCGGCGAGCUCCGCCUCUCCCUCUCGGGCGCCGGCGGCGGCGCCGGCGCACGAGGGAUCUCCACGGGGCACAACAUUCGUAGGCGGCUGAUCAAGCUACCGAUCUACCAGAGGGCGACGGGCAUCGAGCUCGCCAGGAUCAACUUCCAGCUCCGACUCCCAAGUGCCGGCGUGUUCACGUCGCUGCGCGCCCUCAGGAUCAACGGAGGCAAGUUGCACGGCGACGUCGGCCACCUCGUGUCUACGCAGUGCCCGCGCCUUCGGGAGCUCGAGAUGAGCAACGUGGGCGUCGUCGUCGCCGCCGGCCAGAUCUCCAUCAGCUCCACGUCGCUACAACGGCUUGUGUUCAGACAAAUCAGCGGCAUCAGCAAAAAGGCCCGUAUCGUGGUUGCUUCACCAAGCCUAUACUAUCUGGCUUUGGAAAACUGUGGAGACAGAUCUGCUGCAGCUACCAUCGUCGCUCCCAUGCUGGCCGAGCUGAUUUGGAAUCACAGCUAUGACCCUAGCCGCCAUAGCAUCAAGGAUGCCGAUCGCCAAAUCUACAGGCUAGCAGUCACCUGCAGAUCCAACACGGCGUUGUUUCAACGAUUCGAUGCCGUCGACGAGAUGUCCCUCCAUCUGUCCAUGUUGCCGGGCGUGCAGGGAUACAAAAAAUUUGUAGAAGGUAUGGAAGAGCUUACCAGGACCAAGGUUUUAGAAGUGAAAGGGCUAUCGACGAAACAACAUCUAGGGCCAGCAAUGCUGCAUCUCCUCAAGAAAUUUACUGGGUUAACAAAGCUUAAGAUUGACCUCCUCCCAGUGAACACCUGGCAAUCACUAUGUGGUCAUGAUUGUAAAUGUCUGGAACCUGGAAGCUGGAGAACUGACAGUGUCACCCUGGAUUCGCUAGAGGAGCUAGAGAUCAGUAGUUUCACCGGAGCUGAGGAUGACACUGAGUUCCUGAAGCUGCUGUUUGGGUGCAAGAUCAAACUCAGGAGGAUGGCCAUCCACACAAGAAAAGACGUUUCUCUGAGUCAGGAGGUUCAGAAGCAUCUCUGGGGUCUGGCACGUCCACAUUGCAUCAUCCUCGAGUUUGAAACCAUGCAAUUCCAUAGAUGAUGAUGCCAAAGGAGACGAUGAUGAAACACUU